CAAGCCACCACGCUGCAGAACAUGGCCAAGAUGUCAGUCAGUGUCCGAGUCCAUCGCCCCAGAGGAGAGGAGAUGGUGGUGAGCUCUGUGGACCUGGUGCCAGGUGACUGCAUCAGCCUGCCCACGGACGGGCUGCUGGUGCCCUGCGACGCCGCGCUGCUGACGGGCGAGUGCAUGGUCAACGAGAGCAUGCUGACGGGGGAGAGCGUGCCGGUGAUGAAAACCCCUCUCCCGGCCGGUGGGCAGGUCAGCAGCACCUAUUCCCCCGAGGAGCACAAGCGACACACCUUGUUCUGUGGGACACAGGUCAUCCAAGCCAAGUCCUACGUGGGUGGAGAGGUGCUGGCCGUGGUGACCCGCACGGGGUUUUGCACGGCCAAAGGAGAUCUCAUCAGCUCCAUCCUCUACCCCAAACCCGUGAGCUUCAAGUUCUACAAGGAUGCUGUGAAGUUCGUCCUGUUCCUCGCCGUCCUGGCUUUGAUUGGCACCCUGUACAGCAUCCUCAUCUUGGUUAAAAACCAGGUCCCUGUGGGGCAAAUCAUCAUCCGUGCCCUCGACCUCAUCACUGUCAUCGUGCCCCCAGCUCUCCCAGCUGCCAUGACAGUGGGCACCAUCUAUGCCCAGAACAGGCUGAAGAAACAGGGCAUCUUCUGCAUCAGCCCUCCCCGCAUCAACCUCUGCGGGAAGAUCCACCUGGUUUGCUUCGACAAGACAGGAACUCUGACAGAGGAAGGUCUGGAUGUUUGGGGGGUGGUCCCACUGGAGGAUGACCACUUCAUGCCCAUCGUCCACGAGCCCCGCCGCCUGCCCGCCGGGCCCUUGCUCUACUCCCUGGCCACUUGCCACACGGUGUCCCUGCUGCGGGCACAGCCCAUUGGGGACCCCGUGGACCUCAAGAUGAUGGAGUCCACAGGCUGGAUGAUGGAGGAGGAGGAAGGUGAGCUGCCUGCCUUCCAGCAGUUUGGCACAAAGGUCUUGGCCGUGAUGAAACCUCCACCCGAGGAAGAACAGCCACAAGACAGGGUAGGUCCUUCCCCCCUGGGGAUCCUCCGGCGCUUCCCCUUCUCCUCCUCCUUGCAGAGGAUGAGUGUGCUGGUGAAGGUGCCUGGAGAAGCCUCAGCCCAUGUCUACGUCAAGGGGGCUCCAGAGAUGGUGGCCAGCCGUUGCACGAAGGAGACAGUGCCCGUGGAUUUCUCCCAGAUGCUGCGACACUACACCACAGAUGGCUACAGGGUCUUGGGGCUGGCUUCCAAACCCCUCAGCACAGUGACCAGCUUUGAGGAGGCCCUGCAGCUCCCCAGGGACUCUGUGGAGAGCAGCCUGACCUUCCUGGGGUUCCUGGUCAUGAAAAAUGUCCUCAAGCCAGAGUCUGCACCCGUGAUUCACCUCCUGAGGAACGCCAACAUCCGCCCCAUCAUGGUGACAG
This is a messenger RNA of Merops nubicus (carmine bee-eater), 1426 nucleotides long. Its product is annotated as probable cation-transporting ATPase 13A2. NCBI's taxonomy places the organism in Eukaryota, Metazoa, Chordata, Aves, Coraciiformes, Meropidae. Gene Ontology annotation, molecular function: ATP binding; ATP hydrolysis activity; P-type transmembrane transporter activity. The annotation marks the transcript as partial. Gene Ontology annotation, cellular component: membrane. The record is from RefSeq and is a predicted model, not a curated record. Gene Ontology annotation, biological process: intracellular calcium ion homeostasis; autophagosome-lysosome fusion; regulation of autophagosome size. The transcript has 11 exons.